This is a messenger RNA of Populus euphratica (Euphrates poplar), 909 nucleotides long. RefSeq names its product endoglucanase 11-like. The transcript has 2 exons. The record is from RefSeq and is a predicted model, not a curated record. Gene Ontology annotation, biological process: carbohydrate metabolic process. NCBI's taxonomy places the organism in Eukaryota, Viridiplantae, Streptophyta, Magnoliopsida, Malpighiales, Salicaceae. Gene Ontology annotation, molecular function: hydrolase activity, hydrolyzing O-glycosyl compounds. Bases 1 to 690 code for a protein of 229 amino acids.
AUGAAGUCCUACUAUGGUAUUAUAAAGUUGCUCGCGAAAGAAAAACACAAGGGGCACAGGUACACAUUGGAACAGUACCGAUCGAAAGCUGAGUACUACAUAUGCUCAUGCCUUGACAAGAAUAACGGUGCCAACGUGAAGCGUACUCCGGGUGGUCUAUUGCACAUCCGGCAAUGGAACAACAUGCAAUAUGUAUCAACGGCAGCCUUCCUUCUCACUAUAUACUCCGAUAUCCUUCGAAACUCGGCUCAAAAGCUCAAGUGCCAUGGAGGGUCUGUGGAUUACCAAGACAUACUCCAUUUUGCUAAAUCUCAAGUUGAUUACAUUCUAGGUUCUAACCCAAUGAACAUGAGUUAUUUAGUGGGUUAUGGCCCUAAAUUCCCCACAAGAGUGCACCAUAGAGGGGCCUCAAUGGUGCCAUACAGAGAGAGCAUGGGGUUCAUUGGGUGCACCCAAGGGUUCGACCUUUGGUAUGGUCGGGAGGAGCCCAACCCUAAUGUUGUAGUCGGGGCAGUGGUUGGAGGACCUGAUUGCCAAGAUAAUUUCAUGGAUCAGAGAGGAAAUUACAUGCAGACUGAGGCCUGCACGUAUAAUACAGCACCACUAGUUGGAGUUUUCGCCGAGUUGUUGCAAAUGGAAGACCAAAAGAGCGAUGAUAAUCAUAAUCAGCCUUCGGCAGCUUCUUCUUAGGAAUAAAAUAUAGCAUAUCCUAUCGGAUUUUCUACAGACUGCUUUCUUGGUGGCUGGACUACGGUGUUCAAGCCUUAUUAGUGCUUCUACCUUCCCGUUGUUUAAAUUCCAGCGAGGAGAAGAUAGAAUCUGGUGCCGAUUCAUAUUAGAUAUUUGUUUAGUUUAAUAAUAAUAAGGAAAUAAACAUUUAGAUUCUAUACACAAAAUACCAUCUUAUCU